Molecule: messenger RNA, 1222 nt
Organism: Dioscorea cayenensis subsp. rotundata (Guinea yam)
Lineage: Eukaryota; Viridiplantae; Streptophyta; Magnoliopsida; Dioscoreales; Dioscoreaceae
Product: ethylene-responsive transcription factor ERF039-like
Exons: 1
Coding region: 130-879 (249 amino acids)
Biological process (GO): regulation of DNA-templated transcription
Molecular function (GO): DNA-binding transcription factor activity; DNA binding
Source: RefSeq, a predicted model, not a curated record
ACUACACCCUCUUCCUUUUGCUCCAAUGGCCCCCCUUCUCUUCUCACACUCCUCUUCCUUAAAAACCCCUACCUCAAUCACAUAACCAACACAACAAACCCACAUCCCUUCUUCCCUUCCCUUCUUUUCAUGGAACUCCAUCAUCAUCAUCAUCAUCAACAACAACAUCAACAACAAUCCUCUUCUUCUUCUUCUUCUUCUUCUUCUUCUUCUUCUUCUUCCUCCUCCUCUUCAUCAUCAUCCUCUUCCUCCUCCAAACACUCCAACAAAAGAUCAAGAAACACCACCACCACCACAAACAACAUCAACCUCAACAUGACUAACAACAAUAACAAUAACAACAACAACAACAACAACAACAACAACAUGAACAAGAGCAAGAACAAUCCUCCUCCACUAUAUCGAGGAGUUCGCAUGCGCAACUGGGGAAAAUGGGUUUCGGAGAUUAGAGAACCCCGAAAGAAAUCAAGAAUUUGGCUUGGCACAUUCCCUACAGCAGAAAUGGCUGCCCGUGCUCACGACGUCGCCGCUCUCACAAUCAAAGGUCAAGCAGCAUUCCUCAACUUCCCCGAACUCGCUUCUGCUCUUCCUCGGCCUGCUACUUCCUCUCCUAAAGACAUUCAAGCUGCUGCUGCCAAAGCAGCCCAGACCACCUUCAGUAUUAAUGUUGAGAAAACUAAUUUGCCUGAGGUUGAAGCCGAUACCGAUAUCGAUCAUUAUGAUUAUGAUGAUGAUGCUUUGUUUGAUCUCCCUGACCUUUUGAUCUAUUCUUCUCCUGCUUCUUCUUCUUCUUGGUUCAGCAACUCUUCUUUGGAUGAUGAUGAUAUUGGCUUUAGGCUUGAGGAUCAUCAGCCUUUGUUGUGGGAGCAUAGUGUGUGAUGUUUCUUUUCUUUUCUUUUCUUUUUUUCUUGUUUUUUUUUUAAAAUAAUGUUUGUGAUCAAGAAGUAGUGAGUUUCUUUAUGUACAUGAAUUAUGUGGAGUUUACUUUGAUGUUCAUUAGUGAAUUUGGAAAAUAAUUUUUGAAGAAGAAGAAGAAGAAGAAGAAGAAGAAGGAGAAGAAGGAAGAUAGACAAUGCAUGAUGAGUUUCUUCAUGCAUGUGUUUUAUUGAACUAGCUAGUUUAUUUCCUAAAUUUGGAAAUUGAUUUUAAUGUAAUUUUUGAUUUUUUUUAUUAUUAAUAUUUGUCUUGGAAAUGAAUUUUGUGGAGUUUAAUUUGAUAUUCA